Molecule: messenger RNA, 2926 nt
Organism: Gamsiella multidivaricata
Lineage: Eukaryota; Fungi; Mortierellomycota; Mortierellomycetes; Mortierellales; Mortierellaceae
Exons: 3
Coding region: 436-2877 (813 amino acids)
Source: RefSeq, a predicted model, not a curated record
ACUCUCCCCUCCCACCUCUUGCUGUCUUCUCUCCUUCUCUUUUCUGUCUUCUCUCUUCCCUCUCUCUCUCUCUUCUCCCUUUCUCUCUUUCUCUCUUCUCUCUCCCUCUCCCUCUCCCUCUCCGUCUCGUCCGAUACCCUCUCGCCAUACGUCCGUAUCCCCCUAGUCUCCACUUCCCUCCUCCCCCCUCCAUGGCCUCUCGCCCUCUGUAACGUCCCCCCCUUUGUACAUACACACAUUCCCUUCCAUACCCUCCGACCUGUUUAUUCCUUCUCACACACCCGCCUCGGUUCGUUAAUACGAUUAAAGUUCCGCACCAAGUGCCUGUCUGUGCCUGCACCUGUCUCUCCCCCCCCACAAACAACACACGCCAAACCCUUGCCUCCACACCCCACAUAUCCGACCCAGUCCUCGCCCAGAGUCAACCACAAAGCAAUGGUCAGGAUCGCACGGUCGCUCAUCGGCGGUCUCCUGGCACUGUCCAUGCUCCUCCCAGCAUCAGUCGCCGCUCAAAAAGCCACCACCACCAUCACUAAGGCUGUUGCUCCCACAACCACCGCCCCCGUAGUGGCCGCCACCUCCCACGCAGCACCCACAACCAACUUCGUCCUCCCUACGACUACCCCAACAGCCCCCGGCACAACUUCCCCAAACGGCGCCAGCAACCAAACCUCGGCCAGCUGCCCUGGCCCACUGAUCCCCAACACAAAGGGACUUAAGAUCUCGACCUGCAUGGGCCCCUGCUGUAUCAAAUGCCCUGCAAUCGAGAGCUUUUACAAGCCCAACCAGGUCGAGAAUGUGCUCAAGGCCGCCUACAUCACCAGGCAGGUCUCCAUGGGAUUUGCCGUCUUCAUAGCCAUCUCAUACCUGGUCCUGCCAGGCAAGCGGUCCCAGCCGCACAUCUCGGUCCUGUUCCUGACGGUCUCACUCUCGCUCUGGUACGCGGCCUUUGAUGUGAUGCCGGGCGUGUCAAAUGCCUGCGUCGAUGACUUUGAGCAAUCGACCGGCCAUAACUCGAGGCUGUGCGGUGUCCAGGGCGUGCUGAUCAUCUACCUGACCCAGACCAGUGCAUUGUGGUGCUCGCUCCUGAUUUACAAGCUGCACAUGCUGGCGGUCUGGCGUUCCAACUGGAUCGACGCCUACUAUGGAUGGUUCACCGGUCUCUGCUGGAUCCUCCCUCUGGCAUUCGCGAUCCCAGUCGCUGUCAAGAACCUGGCCGAGUAUCCCGGAAUCGGAUUCAGCUGUCUGGUCAACACCUCCAACUUGAACACCUAUCUGUUUUACCCCACGGCCGUAUACAUAUAUCCAGCCAUGCUCUGUCACAUCGUCACUGUCGCAAAGAUGAUUCAUUUGGCGGUCAUGUCCUCCAAGAUCGACACUGGUCUUUCGCAGCUGUCAUCAGACGCCAGAAUGAGGAUUACGACGACCAUGCAGGCCAAGCGCCUCCUUCGUGGCCAGUGGCGUCCAGCUCUGAUGAUGGGUACAGUCAUGACCUCGCUCACGGUCUUUUGGCUGUUUUACUUUGUGGAUGCUCAUCGUAUCGCUAGCCUCGGUCCCAGUACUCCCUGGCUCCAAGAAUGGGUUGCUUGCGUCAUGGCAAACGGUGCCCAAGGAAAGUCUUCGGUUGAGACCCAGACCAUCUGCGCCAAGGGAGCUGUCCAUAAUCUUCCCUCGAUCCCUUGGUUUACAGCUGCAGAAAUGUUGGUGGCGGUCCUCGGUGUUAUUGUCGCCGCAGUAUUCAUCUCCAAGUCCGAGUUUUGGGAAGAGUGGGCCUAUCUCCUGAGCAACCUGCUCCGCCGCGGCAAGACUGGCCGCGGUUCCUCAAGAGGCAGAAGCUCGCCCGAUGGCGGUUCGAGUGCCCCCACCAGAACGUUUAACAAUCAGCACCUGGAUGACAGGAAGGUAGCACCUCUUCGUCCGGAUAUGAAGGGUAGUGCUCCGGGCGUAUACAGGAGCAACAGCAAGGCCAGCUUGAACGGCUCGCCUGCAUCGCAGUGGUACGAUAUGGAUGACCUGAUUGACAAGGAAUACGACGACCAGGGCAACCGCAGACUGCAGAGGAGCAUGAGCUAUGGAUCUCGCGCAGGAAUCGCGGUCCAUUCCGGUCCCAAUCCAGUCUCUGAUCCGCCGCACUACAACAACACCGACACUAUCAGCGGCGACCUGCUCUACAGACCCCCCAUCCAAGAGGCCACACCUACGCACUGGUCCCCAAGUGCACACACCCUUGCGAGUCCCACCAGGGCCUAUAUGAACCAGAGCGACCAUGAGCGCUAUGUUGAGGAGCCUGUAGUCCCCAGCCCUGUGCCUAGGACACCCAAGGUAGCCAAUAGCGAGCCCGUGUUCCUCUCCAGCCCCGUCGGUGUUGCCUCCUCGCCCACUUCGGCUACGGGCUACCACAGCAACUCACUUUCACCCAUGCCGCCGAGGUCGCCCACAUAUCCGCAACGAUCCCAGCCUCUCGAGUCAGUUCCGAUCAUUGGAGUCGCGACGCGUGGCUCACCAGCACUGGCAUACCAACAACCACAGGUGCAGGCGCAAUAUCCUCAUCAAAAGAUGUACUCGACCUCCCCCUCACAGAAGCAAAAAGAAGCACUCUACAGCUCAAACGAGAGCGAGCAGAUUAUGAUGGCCUCGCGUGGAAGUGUGACUAUGGGCAAGAACAUGGGCCCCUCGACCAAGAACAACGGAUCCCCUCAACCACACCCCAUGCGGAUCAACACGACUCUUGCUCAAUCAUCACAAAUAGAUGAACGGUCCAAGAGUCCGCCACCGUCGGUGCCCGUCAAGAGUCCCCAUCGACAUCUUCAACAAGGGUACACAUCACCACCGAUUCGCACACCUGCUUCGCCAUCGAGCAAUCAUUAUCGCGAGUAAACAUGGAGCUGAAGAGGUGGAAAACGUGGUAUAAAGAAGAGCAUCGGGG